GCCGCCCGCCGCGGCUCCGAGGGGGAGGAUGCGCUCCGGGCCGGCCCGUCCCACAGCCGCAGCCGCAGCGCGCCGGGCCGGCGGCACCGCGCCCGAGGAGCCGCACUGAAGGGCGUGGGGCAUGCGCUGCCUGCGCCGGCCGCAGCGGGAAGCGCCGGCGGCGGCGGGGCCAGAUAAAUGGCUCAUUUAAACUGGGAGCUACUGAAAUACUCUCUGGCUGGCAAAUGCAGUGCCUAGCAGCAGUCAUCAAGGACGAACCAAACAUGAGUGGUGGAGGGGAACAGGUCGACAUUCUCCCGACCAACUAUGUGGUCAAAGAUCGCUGGAAAGUGCUGAAGAAGAUUGGUGGAGGUGGCUUUGGGGAGAUCUAUGAGGCGAUGGAUUUGCUGACCCGUGAGAAUGUGGCCUUGAAGGUAGAAUCAGCUCAGCAGCCCAAGCAGGUUCUCAAGAUGGAAGUGGCUGUCCUGAAAAAGCUGCAAGGGAAGGAUCAUGUUUGCAGAUUUAUUGGCUGUGGAAGAAAUGAAAAGUUUAAUUAUGUGGUCAUGCAGCUUCAGGGCCGAAAUCUUGCAGAUCUCAGAAGGAGUCAGCCUCGAGGGACUUUCACACUGAGCACAACGCUGCGAUUGGGCAAACAGAUUCUGGAAUCAAUAGAAGCCAUUCACUCUGUGGGAUUCCUGCAUCGUGACAUCAAGCCUUCCAACUUUGCCAUGGGCCGCUUACCUUCAACAUACAGGAAGUGCUACAUGUUAGACUUUGGUCUGGCCCGGCAGUACACCAACACUACUGGGGAAGUCCGACCACCUCGUAAUGUUGCUGGUUUCCGAGGAACCGUCCGCUAUGCCUCCGUGAAUGCACACAAAAACAGGGAGAUGGGUAGACACGAUGAUCUGUGGUCCCUCUUUUACAUGUUGGUGGAGUUUGCCGUUGGUCAGCUUCCAUGGAGAAAGAUCAAAGAUAAGGAGCAGGUUGGCAUGAUAAAAGAAAAGUAUGAACACCGAAUGCUGCUAAAACACAUGCCUUCAGAGUUCCACCUUUUCCUGGAUCACAUUGCAAGCCUAGACUACUUCACCAAGCCAGACUAUCAGCUUAUCAUGUCCGUUUUUGAGAACAGCAUGAAAGAAAGGGGCAUCACUGAAAAUGAAGCCUUUGACUGGGAGAAGGCUGGUACAGAUAUCUUGUUGUCCACUAGCACUUCAACUCCACCACAGCAGAACACCAGGCAAACAGCAGCCAUGUUUGGGGUGGUUAAUGUCACUCCAGUACCUGGGGACCUGCUCCGUGAGAACACUGAGGAUGUCCUACAGGGUGAACAUUUGAGUGAUCAAGAGAAUGCUCCUCCCAUCCUGUCAGGUCGGCCAGUGGAAGGUCUUGGUCAGGCUCCAAACACGGCUUUCAAUGAGGGUGAAGUUUGGGAAGAGACAGAUGUGAAUCGCAACAAACUCAGGAUCAGCAUCAGCAAAACUCAGUGCAUGGUGGAAGAGGAGCAGAGAAACGGGGUGUGUCCCAGUUCCCCUGUCCGAGUGCCUCCGGAGUCCCCGACCGCACAAGUGCGCUCCCUCCGCUACCGCCGCGUCAACAGCCCCGAGUCAGAACGGCUUUCCACAGCUGAUGGAAAAGCAGAUCCACAUGAAAGAAGGUCUCGAAUGGAUAUCCCUGGCUCUCCAUCACGGCUCGUGUGCUCCUCGCAGCCAGCCCAGAUGCUGUCCAUCGAUACUGGCCAGGCUGACCGGCAGGCGAGCGGCAGGAUGGACGUGUCCGCGUCCGUGGAACACGAAGCCCUCAGCAACGCUUUCCGCUCAGUGCCGCUCGCAGAGGAGGAGGACUUUGACAGCAAGGAGUGGGUUAUCAUUGAUAAGGAGACAGAGCUGAAGGACUUCCACCCCGGUGCUGAGCCAAGCACCUCUGGAACCACGGAUGAGGAGCCUGAGGAACUAAGGCCUAUUGAAGAUGGGGAAGAGAGAAGGCGCCUGGGGGCAGAUGCUGCAGUCAGGCCGAAGACUCAUGAUGGGCGAAGUCGGGGUAUGCUGCCUGUGACUGAGGAGGACAGUUCCCAUAGACAUGAAGGACCUUCUCAAACGGUGUCUGAUAGUAGACAUGAACAGCAGACAGGAAGUCCAGCCCAUUCCCCCUUACAUUCAGCACCAGCUCUCCGACAAAGGAGACGAGAAUCUGAACCUACUGGUCCUCAGAGACAGGCAUACAUGCUGAAGUCAUUUGAAAUGAAUGGCCUGCCCAAGGCAGUCCCUUUAAGUUUGCCUUACCAAGACUUCAGAAAAGAUAUGUGCAACUACUGGGAAAAGCCUAAGUUAUCCCAGCGGAUAAAGAAAGUUGAUUUCUCAAACAUUGUCUUGACUGCUCCUUGCAAACCUCUGGAACCUUAUCUGGAAAUGAAUGGAAAAGAGGAGGAGGAGGAGGAAGAAGAUGAGGAAGACUACGAGGAGGAGGAAGAUGAGCAAGAUGAGGGGGAGGAGGAGGAGGAAGGCAAUGAGAUUGACAUGCACAGUGAUUCCAGCAGCGACCUGAGUCAGAAGAGCACGGAGCGCAGCCAGGAGUGUGCACCAUCCACGCUCCUGGCUGAUGACCAGAAGGGGUCCAAGGGUCGAGCAUCCACUGCUGACGGGGACCUGGAGCUGGAGGAAGGCUCAAAAACAUUAGUGCUGUUUUCACCAGGUGAUCUGAAAAAGUCUCCAGUGGCCACAGACUUACCUCCAGAAGUUGAUCUGGGCACUCUCGCUGCACUGACACCUCAGAGCGAGCGGCCACAGCCCAUGGGGAGCCAGUUGGAUGUGUCUGAGCCAGGGACCCUGUCCUCAGUCCUUAAAUCUGAACCAAAGCCUCCCAUGGCAGUGGCUACAGCUUCCUCCCCGUUUACCAAAGUUGAGCGCACAUUUGUUCACAUUGCUGAGAAGACCCACCUAAACGUGAUGUCUUCCAGCGGGCAGCUGAUGCGGCACGAGGAGUACUGCCCCCUGGGGCAGUUCGAGGAGGUCAUCAUCGAGGAGGAGCUGGAGGACAACCUGGUGCUGGUGGAGAAUGGAAGCAUCCAUUCCGGGCUGGAAGGGGCAGAGACGGAGAGCUGCGCGCUUUCGGCCAAUCACGUCGAGACCACCUCAGAGACUGUGGGGGAGCAGCCGGCCCUUCCCAACGGCGUGCCAAAACUUCCUGAGGACAAGCCGGAGCUCUCCGGCAAGGCAGCGCUCUCGCUGGAUUUGGAAGAGCCUGAGAAGGUGGCUACAAGGGAGCCCGGUCUCGAGAAGGCGGCAUCAGCGACAGAACACCUGAAGCGAGCAGAGACCCUCCUUGAGACGCCGCAGCAGGGCCCCAGGAGGCCGCUGGGCUCCAGGUAUAGAAGUCGGAUACCCAUUUUGUUCUCUGAGGAGGACACUGGCUCAGACCUUUCAACUUCACUCUCAGCCAAAGAAAGGCUUUAUAAGAGGGCAAAGCAACCCGACCUGGCUCGCCUGGUGAUGGAGAAGAGACAGAACCGCCUCCUCCGGCUGGCCUCAGGUGCCUCCUCCUCAGCCUCCUCCAGCGACGAGCGGCGGCGAGCCUCCGAAACCCUAUCAGCCACCGGUUCUGAGGAGGACACCCACGACUCUGACGACUCCAUCCCACGGAAGGGAGAGAAAAAGGUUGCACUGCUGGGGAGAGAAGAGAGAGCCAUAAGCACAAGGAGCAGAAUCCCUCGUCCCAUCGUGCCGGUGAAAACGCCACUGGAGGUGGCGAGGUCAGAGAGCUCCGUGGCCACUGCAAUGGCAGGGCUGUGUGGCUCCCCGCAGGAUGCAGCUGCUGCCUGCAGGCUUCAGACACAGAGACCAGCUGGAAGUGUCCCAUACGAGGGCCGAACAACACAGGUACAAAGUCGGCUUCCUUCAUCACCAAGUUCCACUUCUCUUCCUCCGCGGAGCAGCUCGCAGAGGUCCAGCGGUGCAUCCCCUCGGAGCCCUGUCCUUCCUUCCAGGAACCCCAGUACUUCCCCCAGAAGCCAGCUGCUGCCUCGGAGGGAAAGUCCUUCUCCCUGCCGACAGCAUAAACCAGGGACUGCUCCUCAGAGAGUUCCUCUUUCCCCCCGACCUCAGCCCUCAGCUCAGGCCCCGGGGCCUACAGGAGAUUCCCUGCCAUCUCCUGGCGUGGCCAAAAAACGACAAAGAGGAAAAACCCAGACUCAAAGUCCAGCAACCAAAGGAAAGCAGGUGUCCCUGGAAAGUAAGGCAGCUGCCAGAUAAUGACCUUCUUCUGCGAGCCCAACAGACUGGGUAACUUCUGCAUAUAGUAUACACUUGAGAUGCUGCAGCACAGCCUUCCAUGCUGGACCCACGAGUGUAUAGCAGUAGCUGUACUUGAAUGCUUCACUCACUCUCACCCCACACCGCAAUCAGCUCCCACGGGCCUGGCAGCCUCUGAGCCACGGAGCCUUUUCAAGGGAGACACCCAGCCCGCAGCUCACGCUUGCUAACGCACAGCACCAAUCCGUGACCCAGGCAGCCUGCCCAGUGCCUGACCUGCCUCCCUCCCCAGGGAUUCCCCUCUCUGUUAGCAAUACCAGUCCUCAACACCGAGUCCAGCUGUGGAAAGAGGAGCAGAGGUGAUGAGAGCAAGGCUUGCUAAAGAGGGAGGCUCCUGUCCUUCAGGCAGCUGCCUCCGUUCUCCUUGCUGGGAAAACACCAGCCUUGGUCACCACCAUCACCGAGUGUUGGCUCACCUCCCACCACCUGUGUGAGCAAGGGAUUGCCACUAGCUUGUUCAAGAAGGAUGGAUGCAUCCUUGUGUGCUGAGAUAAGAGAAGGGACAAGGAGAAGAGGGCUCUUCUUUCCAGAGAUGUCUCUACGGGUGGGAAUUAGGAGUCAGGCAGGUCUUGCUGGAUGCUCCUACCUGCUCUGGUAUGUCCCACAGAGGGGGCUGUCUAGCAUUGCUGUUCAGACACUGCUGCUGUUUCAGCAGGUGCCUGCGUGGUGGGUACUUACAUGGAAGUAGGGAUGUGUUGGCAGCUUGCUGGGAAAUCAAGAGCUCUUGCUACUUAAUGUAGAAGGGAGCACAGUACAGCCACUUCUGUCACAAAUACCAAACUGAUCUGUGGACACCACAUCUCCCAGCAAGGGUGGGUCCUCUCAGCCUGAGUGUGAUUGGUGCCACAGACCUACAGUCCACCAAACACAGCUCCAUUGUGAAGAUGUGAAUAGUCACUGGAUGCCUUUAGCCUGGGUGCCCCUUGCACCUGAAUUCCUUGUGUUUUAUUGUCACGCUCUUGGUGUUUGUGAAUUUUGACACUGUGGUUUAAUGUUCCCCUACAUGGCAGGGUGGGAAAUUAUUAUCCUGUAGUAUACCCAAAACCUGCUGCUUUGCAGUGAGAGGUUUGCUGCCAUGCCAUGGGUACCUUGUGCAUUUCUCUCUGAGGGGACAGUGGGCUGAGUGGCAGAGGUGGGGUUUAUGUCUUUUCCUUGGUGCUCACCUCUGCCACACGUUGAGGACAGACAAUGUGAACAUAAAAGCAAGGGCUGUGCUCUUCAAGUAAUAUUAUCUGAGCAGAAGCUUAGCACUCAGCUAGAGCUAAAUCAACCAGCUGUUUAGCCCCCAGACUAAUUAGGAAGGCUUAAAAGUGAGAGCAAGGACUGAUACCUGUCUAAUCUUGAUGAGAUCUUGAAGUAGGCAAAAUUUUCCCCACACCUCACAGGAGAAUACACUCCAGACCCAAAUACUUUGCGCUUCAAACCACUGUCAUGCCUAAAAGAGGCUUUGCAUGAGGCAGAACAAAAACUCAGCUGCUCUGUACACCCAUUCCUGCAGUUGCAACUACCUGCAAAUAUUUACUGUUUGCAGGCAACAAAGCUUGACAGCAGAAUCUGAACAGUAAUAACCUUGAUUUGUUUGAAUAUGAAUGCAAACAGUCACACUGAUGGCCAUCGAGUUCAAGGAAUCCUGAAGUUGUUCAUAUCUACAGGAGUCCUGGAAAGGAGUAUGAGAGCUGUGACAGGGUGGCUGGGAGAAGAGGGUACUCCUUGCACACCUGAACAGGGAAGUGUGUAGAAACAGGAGGAAGGAAUUACCUCUUUAUAUGACAGUCUCAGUGUUGCCAGCACUAAGAAUUUAUUUCACCUAGCUUAAAGUGUUUUCCAUUGAUGUGGUUCACCCUGGUCGAGUAAGCAGCACAGCCUAGCCUGAAAACAUGCCCUCAUCUUUGCAGAGCAGCACUGGGAACUCAGAGGGAACUCAGCUGUGGUCUGAUGGACUGAGCUAGUGUUGCCAUCAAAAGCAACAUCCCUCCAAGUUCCAUCUGCUUCAUUGCACAGUUCCACCACAUUCACACUGCAGCAGCUGUUGGAGAAAGUGGCUGGAAAUGCUGAUCCAGCACAACACGAACCACUCUGAUUCGCCAGUUUGGUUUUCAUCUGGUUCAUUUCAUCACUCUGGUUCACCAUUUGCAGGAAAAGGAGAGGAUAGAGAGUGUGAUGACUUCUUCUGGUGGCAAUAUAACUUUCUGUGAGUUUGAAGUGUGGGUCAGACUAGAACCUAAGUAUGUGCUGCAGGUUUAGAAACUAGAAAACAGAUUAAACCCAAAGACAGAUUCUUUCCAGAAAUAUAAAUCAUAAUGGGACUCCUCUUAGUUUAUUGGAGGGCUACUAAUUUUAGAGUGCUCAGAUGAUAAGACUUGGUUGUGAAGCCUUUACCAGCUGCUCUAUCCAGGUCUUAGAUGCACAUGCCAAAAAUUACAUUGAAAGAGCUUGGAAAAAGGACUACAGGACUAUUAACAGGGUUAGCAAACCUGCCUCAUCAUGGGAAGCCAAUAAAGCACAAUCAGUGUACUUAUUCAGGAAAAAGUUUAAAGGACAGUUUUGUGUGGCCCUAUGUCAGGAAGGAAGCUCCAGGGCAGAGACAAGGCCGGGUUGGACAGGGCCCUGAGCUUCCUGGUCUAGUGGAAGGUGUCCCUGCCCAUGGCAGGGGGGCUAAAACUGGAUGAUCUUUAACGUCCCUUCCAACCCAAGCCAUUCUGUGGUUCUGUGGUCUUCAUCUGGCACAUGAAAGCUGGGAAGACAGAGCAGCUGAGAACAGCAGAUGAAGAAAUUGGGCAGGCUUUUAAUUGUGAAGCAACCAUCCAGUGAAAUCUUUCAUGGGACUGUGGGGACUUUUUCUUAUUAAAAGGUUUCUGUGAAACCAAGCUGUCUUCUAAGAGGUCUUUCUGCCAUGACCCAACCACAAGAAGCAGGCAGGAUGCUGGUGACACCAAGGUAUCAUCUCUGUGGUGCAGUAGGUUCCUGGUACCACCCACAUGCCAAAGCUGGUAGAUACUGGAGAGCCACCUGACAGGUCCCACAGGUUCCAGAAAGCCAGGGAAAGAUGGCCAGUGUGGAAAAUACAGCUGUUCUGUUCACAGUGUUGUUUGACAGGGCUGGACUGAGGGUGCAGCUGGGUCCACAGAGAUCGGAGGGAGACCAGCAUGAGUCAUCUCUCCUCGUGGUUGUGCUACCAGACUCCCUGCCCCUGCACAGCCCUGCUUCCCGGCUGUCCCUGGCAUGGAGAGCAGCAGGAGAGUGUGUCAACAGCAUGGUGCUCCCGGGUCAUGUCCUCUGGGAUGGAGGUGCUCCCAUCCUGGGGAGCAGCACACACAGAAUUUCACAUUCCUCGUGUGUGUCUCUUGAUGCAUUUUCUGGCAGCAGGGGUGCUCUCUGCUAGUGUUACUGAGAAAACAAUCCCUCAGAAGGGUCAACAGCCCCUCUGGGUCCUCUCUUCUUCUGCUGCCCUGUAGGAAGGUUGGAAAGGCACCUGCCAUAGUUGGAGCAAACAGGGGAGGUCAUGUCUGAGGACAAGAGGGAAUGAGGCCUGUGAUGUUAGGGAGAAGUUAGGUGGUUGAGGAACGCCAGAGGAUCUAGUCUGGCAUCACAGGACAUGGUGGGCUGUCACAUCCCAGAAAAGUGGGAGAGGCAAGACCCUGCUGUUGUCUGCUAUGAGUCAUGUGCAAGCUCUGUCAAGCCUUGAGGACACACAGGACUGCUCGAACACUGCUGGGGGUGUGUGGCUGUGUCCUUGCUUCACUGCAAAGAGAAGAUCGAGAAGAAGAGGGAGCUGACCAGAGCAGAUGAAAUGCCUAGGAAGAAUGAAAAAACUGUGUGGGGUCAGGGGAAGAGAAGCAGGUUUCCCAGCACUUUCUUGGGUUUGUGGGCGUUUCUACGAGCAGCCUGAUACUAUGUGUUUCCCCAUCAGUGUCUGCUGCAGGGUCUGUCCAGGCCAGCUGUAGGGAGUUGUGCCCAUGUGUAUUUUGAGGGAACUCCUGGGACAGGCUGCCACUGUUCCUUCAUCUGUGCAUUCAUCUGCACAGGUAGGGACAGACAGGUCUUUUUCACCUGUGUUGGGACUACAAGAGUCUUUGGGACUGCCUGGUGUAGUGCUGAGUCCUCACUCUGCAGGGGCCUUGCCCACCAGCCAAGAAGAUGUCACCCUGGCUGGUGAAAAGGAGCCAAUGGUUGCUGUCUGGCCAGGAGCUGCCUGCAAAGAAACGUGGAUACAGGAGGGAUGUGCCAAGUGGGGAAUCUGAAAGGCAGGUCUCAGCACUAAGCCAGUGUGGCAAUGGAUUAUAUGAGCAGAGGGAGAAAAAGGACAGAUGGCACCAGUCAGACUGAUACUGUGGAGAGGCUCAAACAUACGGAUGGAGCUGCUUAACUGAUUUGUCUGGUUGGCAGCACAGGCACUUCUGCUUGCCUUGGUGCAGAAGGUGUUUCGGUGGCAAAUAUCUCUGGGUCAGUUGUGCUUGGAAUCAGUGAGAGGCAGGAGACUUUGCUUGCCCUUUCUAAGUAAAGAAUAUUAUAAUAUAUAUAUAUUAUUAUAACAAUAUAAGUAGUGACCAUUAUAUAUAGUGACUAAAGGUUUAAAAGGAUCCUGCUACCUUCAGAGAAGUCUCAUCUGUGACUUCUGAUGUGUGCAGGGCUAACUGCUGUGUGCAGUGAAUGUGGAUGGGGGAACAGGGUACCACUCUACCAAAGUGCAUGUCAGCUGUGAAGCUCCACCUGCCUGAGCACGAGCCAGGGCCAAAAAGACACCAGCCUGGGUGGCUGACAGCUGUCCUGCUUGCCACCAGACCUGCAACACCUGCCAGACUGACACACAGCUCUGUGGGGCACGGAUCAGGAUCUGGAGCAUCGCUGUUCAUGUGGCUGCCCGGCUAACACGAGCAUUGAGAGUUUGGCAGUGAAAUGUUUUGAUCCAAAGCAGGUUGUGUUGGGGCAAGAAAAUCUUUCACAUUUCUCCUUUCCAAUACAGAGGUGUUUUCUCACUGUAGAUCCUAUGUAAGAAGAUGAUCACUGAUAGCCUGGGUAGCUCCAGCAGCAGCUCAGUGGUCCCUCAGCACACUUCUUUCUUCUCUGUAUAGUUUAUCGACCCGUGGCAUGAUCCCACCACUAUUCCACGUGCACAGACACCAAUGCCCACAUAAGGCCUUGCCCCACACAUCGGUCACCUGCAGUUAAAUUAAUCCUGUGAACACAGUAAAAGUCCCAUUGUGGACAUAAUGAGUUCGAUAUCAAAUGAGUUUCUUCUGGCUGAACUGAAACAUGCCCAUGCUCCAGCAGUGUUAGGCUGGUUUGCCAAAGCCCAUGGGGACCACCUGAGAGUUUGCAAGCACCUUUGGUUCCACCUGUUUGCCAGCUACUCCUGUACCUCCACAUGAGGAAGAGAGCUUGGGCUGCUGUUCAGGCCCUUUCCUCGUGCGGUGUGUGCCUGUAACUGGGCUGCUGGGUGCGAGCCCGUGGCUCACUGUGCUGGCUCCUGAUGUCCUCUGCAGAGCUUCCAGUGCUUGUGCUCUUCAGCAGCAGCAGGUGCUGCAUUCCAAGGGGCUGGGACACUGCUGGCAGUGGCAGCAGAGCCAGCUGACAUUAAGACCUCCAUGAGCAUUGGAGUUGGUAGCUUUGUGAGGUCAGGGACUAGCUCUGCCUCCAGGCUGAGAUGAGCUGUGAUCCCGAGUACAGCCAGAAUCCCAUGAAAUGACAGUGAUUUAUACACCAUCACUCUCCUGUCACUUCAUUCCUAAUGUAGCUCCUCUAGUAAAUCUUGUCUUCAGAAUCACUGUCUGUUCCCUCCAGGUCAGUCCCUCUCUGCUUGGGGGGUUGAAGCCCUCCUGGAUUCUGCAGAGCCUGGGGCAGACUUGGCCACCAACCUGUGCAGCAGGCCAUGCCCCAUGCAGGCCAGUGCUCUGGGUCAUAAGGAGGAACAUUUUCCCUUUUAUUUCUGGAGCUGCAAAUGGCUGGAGAGCAGAUUUUAAGUAAACACUAUGCCCUCUGUGCUUCUGAAGGAGGAUGGGAGCUACCAAAGCAGAGCUGGGUUCCCGGUAGGGACCAAAAAAAUAACUCCUCCUGCUCUUAGCUCCUGAACCAGAGGGGCCUCAGGGGCAAGAGCUCUGCUUUGGCGAGGAUACUGCGGGACUGGUGUUAGCGCAGUGCUCCUCAGUGGCUGCUCUGCCUCUGGCUUGGCCCAUCCUGCCCUGCCUGGAGCGCAGGGAGCUCUGGCACAGGUUCCCUGGAGGAGGCUGGAGCUGAUGUUUCCUUGGGAAUGCAUGGCACAGGCUUGGGACCAUCCCUGCAAAGGGUGGGAUGAGCUCUGCAGGAUGUGGGGGUACCCCGUGUGAAACCAGUGUCAGCAGGACUGCUGUGCUAUGGGACCUGCUGCUUCUUCUCCAGACAGGAAUCGGAGCUGGAAACACAGAUAAUUUUAUAUAUCUCCUUUUAACACAAUAGCAUGUGACUCUACACUCAGACGUUGUACCUGGCGCACCGAUGUUUUCCUUCGCCUCUGGCGCACUCUGGAGACAGGACUUCCGCUCCGUGGUACUGCCUGCCUGGAAAUGUGACUGAAUCCCAAGGCUAAAUCUCUCUACAUAUCUUCUUUGCAUUCUUUAGGAAAGCAGCUGGAGAAUGUUUACACACUGCAAACAGAAUGUAGGACUCCGACUGAGGAACCACAGUCUGGUUCAACUGCAUGGCAAAUUUCUUGGCCAUAAAAUCUGGCAUGCAUCACAGAAGCCCUGUCUGUGUACAGACCCACCUGGCAUUUGUCUUAAUUUCAGAUCACAUCUCAAAAAAAAAUAAACUAUUAUGCCAUUUCUUGUUCAUAUCAGACACAGUUGUCAUUAGAUUUGUUAUUAAAAGGGGAUUCUGGAUCAUGCCAUUAAAAGCCUGUCUACCUUUU
Messenger RNA from Corvus hawaiiensis (hawaiian crow), 11169 nucleotides. RefSeq names its product tau tubulin kinase 1 (gene TTBK1). Gene Ontology annotation, molecular function: ATP binding; protein serine/threonine kinase activity. The record is from RefSeq and is a predicted model, not a curated record. Gene Ontology annotation, biological process: peptidyl-serine phosphorylation; signal transduction; peptidyl-tyrosine phosphorylation. The transcript is spliced from 15 exons. The coding region runs from base 225 to 4226 and encodes 1333 amino acids. NCBI's taxonomy places the organism in Eukaryota, Metazoa, Chordata, Aves, Passeriformes, Corvidae. Gene Ontology annotation, cellular component: cytoplasm; nucleus.